AUGAUUCAAAGACCAAGAGCGCGGAAAACAGAAGUGGCUUCGUUGAUAGCUCCAUCUGAUGGAUACAGAGGCACGCUUGCCAGAAAAGGCAAGAAACCCAUCAACCAUAUCAAACAAAAUUCGAAGAAAUUGGUCGAAACACAAAGGCAAUACAAACUCAAAGAAAAGGCUGGCGCUGAAGCCAAGAAGCAGAAGAAGACUGUCCUCAAACAGUUCAGAGGGGUAUCGUCCAGAGUCUACAGCUAUCAGCACCGGCCUCAGACUUGUCAUGCAGACAGGUUUGCUGAGCCAGUAGAUCACUCUCUCGAUGAUGAGAACUUCAACACAGACAAUAUUGGCUUUCCAGAGGCUCCAUCAAAGCAUAUGACGAUUAUUCAGAAGAAUAUUUUGAAGGCUUGUGAGAAAAAGCCAGCUGAAGAACACAGGCCUCAGUCAGCCAUUCCUGAGUACAAAUCUCAAGGGAAAGUACCAUCUUACUUGGUCAAGCGCAAGCAAGAGUGGAAGGAUGAAGAAGAACACAAACAGAAAGUGGCCGAGCUGAAGAAGGCACCACCAGGCACAAAGCUAUUACCAGAGGCUGAAAGAUUGGAGACUUUAAGCCAGCUAGAAAACUCCAAAUUAGAAAUGAUCAACACCCUAGAAACCCUUCCAAUCUCUCUUAGAACAAUGGCUCUCAGGAACAAAAAAAUCGAACUCGAGAACAAACUCAAAGAAACCGACGCCGCCAUUAAACUAUUCUCCAGAAAAAAUGUCUAUGUCGCUGCAUAA
Moneuplotes crassus is the source of this 768-nucleotide messenger RNA. The record is from the annotation of a GenBank genome assembly. Lineage: Eukaryota; Ciliophora; Spirotrichea; Euplotida; Euplotidae.